Homalodisca vitripennis (glassy-winged sharpshooter) is the source of this 3123-nucleotide messenger RNA. It is a transcript of the gene Acsf3, whose product is annotated as malonate--CoA ligase ACSF3, mitochondrial. Gene Ontology annotation, biological process: fatty acid metabolic process. The transcript is spliced from 10 exons. Bases 90 to 1913 code for a protein of 607 amino acids. The record is from RefSeq and is a predicted model, not a curated record. NCBI's taxonomy places the organism in Eukaryota, Metazoa, Arthropoda, Insecta, Hemiptera, Cicadellidae. Gene Ontology annotation, molecular function: medium-chain fatty acid-CoA ligase activity.
UGGAAAGUAAUGAAAGAAAGACUAAAGUCAAAUCUAUGAGCUUUGAUUUGAAUUUGAGGUUAGGUUGAAUUUAUUAAUGGAAAUUGAAGAUGUUGCUGCUAAUAACUUUACUCUCUACUGGGAAGCAUGUGACAGGAUAUUGUUCGUCAAGGAAAGACUUGAGAGUUUUAUACAAGUUUUAUCAUCACCAUACACAGGCUACAGCACCUGUGACCCAAUUUUCUGCUGUUGGCCAAAAGCAGAAAUAUCUCAAAUUUGACCAGCCAGUGUUCAAAUAUGCAGCUCAUCAUGGAAAUAAAAGUGCUUUGAGAGACAAGUAUGGGGAGUACAAGUAUGCUGGUCUUCUGUCUUCAAGUAUAAAGUUUGCUAAAGUAUUAAGUGAAGCCUUAGAAAGUAAAGCUGAUGAGAGGGUUGUGUUUUUGUGUCCAAACGAUGCAACAUUUAUUGUAACGCAAUGGGCUUGUUGGAUCAGUGGACAAACUGCUGUACCACUAAGUAGACACUUUCCUCAGCCAAUGAUGGAAUACUUUGUAAAUGAUUGUGAUGCCAAAUUGUUGGUAACAACUUCACAAUACUCCAAUACUAUGACUGAACUUGCUAAGAAAACCAACAAACAUCUCAUUGUACUCGAAGACAGUUUGAGAGCAGAAGCAAUGGCUCAUGAAAUUGAAAGUACAACAAGUAAUGAAAUAAAUGUUAGUGAUUCAUUACAAAUCCUGGAAGAAUCUACAAAAACCUUCAACAAUAACAGACCAGCCUUGAUACUUUACACUUCUGGUUCAACAGGCCCUCCCAAAGGUGUGAUCCUGUCUCAUCGUAACCUGCAGGCUCAAGUGUCCAGUCAGGUGGAGGCUUGGCAGUGGCAGCCCUCUGACGUGAUACUGCACAGUCUGCCCUUGCAUCACAUCCACGGAGUUGUCAAUGCACUGCUCACUCCACUCAUGGUGGGCGCUAAAUGCAUAAUGCAUCCUUUGUUCAACCCAAAGGAAGUUUGGAAUGAGUUUCUGUCGAGACGAGAAGAUACGAGUGACCGUGUCAGCAUCUUCAUGGGAGUACCCACAAUGUACAUCAAUCUGCUAAAUGAGUACGAUCAAUCCUUAACAAAAAAUGAAAGGAUGGUAGAAUAUGUAAAAGCUACCUGCUCUCAAAAAAUCAGAUUGAUGAUAAGCGGAUCAGCACCACUGCCUUCGCAAGUGUUCGACUGGUGGCACAUGGUCACUGGCCACUGCAUCCUAGAGCGAUAUGGCAUGACAGAGAUCGGCAUGGCACUGUCCAACCCACUCCACGGAGAGAGAAAGCCUGGGUUUGUGGGUUUACCAAUGCCCAGUGUGAGAGUACGGAUCGUGAAGCAGAAUGAACUGCCAGGUAGCAAGGAGGAAGUGCUGGCGGAAGGUGAUUGCAUGAAGACUCGCAACUUCUCUAACGACAGUUCUGUGUCUGGACUGCUACAGGUGAAGGGGGCGGGAGUGUUCAAACAGUAUUGGAACAAGCCAGAAGCCACAGCGUCUGAGUUUACAGAAGACGGUUGGUUCAGGACAGGUGAUAUAGUGGAGUUCGUAGACAACAGUUACCGAAUUCUGGGUCGCUUAUCUGUGGACAUCAUCAAGACAGGGGGCUACAAAGUGAGUGCACUACAGAUUGAAUAUGUGCUGCUCAACCAUCCGGACAUAGUGGACGUGGCUGUAGUUGGGUUGCCUGACAUCACUUGGGGGCAGAAGAUAGCAGCAGUUGUUCAAAUCAAAGAAAAAGCUUCCCUGGAACUGAGACAGGUUCAACAUUUCGUCAAGGAGAAACUACCAGUCUAUAUGAUGCCGAGUGUCUUGCGAGUAGUUGACAAGAUUCCCCGUAAUGCUCUUGGCAAAGUCAACAAGAAAGAUAUUGUAACCCAGUUGUUCCAGAGAACAACAUCAUAGGUGUAACCAAAACGAAAUGAGGAUUCUAAGACUGCCUAGGGGGUCUGGAAGUUAAAUCCCAGUUCAUCCUCAGAAAUGUUUUGAAAACUAGAAAGAAUUAUCAUUAUUUUGGCUAUUUGGAUGAUUUUUCACGUUUCUAUAAUCCUAAUAAAUCUGGUAAUAUUAUUUAUUUAUUACCAGCUCUGCCUUCAGGAUUCAGUCACAGGAUUCAGGCGGCGUAUCUUUUGCCUUACCAUCGUCACUUGUCAGGUAUUCUUACCACAAAUCUGACUUGACGUGAUUCCUCAUACUUUUAAGCUGCAUCUAUCUCAUGGUCUUCUGCUCCAUUUAAUUAAUGUUAUAAUAUUGUAUUACAUGUAACAUUUCUAAUCUCUGCAAGAGUAUCUACGUCAUGAAGACAACUAAAACAAUUGUGACUUUAAUAUAAAUAUUGUUAUGUAUUAGGACGCCACCACAACUCUUGAUGUGUUGUGAGUGAAUAAUAAAAGAAUAAAGUCAAUAUUUGGCAAUGUUAAAAAAACAUGAAAAAAUUUGUAAUUUUAUUAUUUUACAAACUUAAAUCAAACAGAUUUUGGCAUUAGGCCUUUGGUUUGGUGUUUAUUGUAUUUUAGGAUUUAUAAUAAUAAAAUGAGCAUGACUUAAUCUGUAUUAAUUAUUUAAAAUAUUAAGGUCAAAUAUUGAAAAAAUAACUGAAAAUCAAGUUUGCUUGAUUUAUAUGAAAAAAUGGAAUUAGAAGAAAAGUGUCACACAAUAUUUUUGUUUACAUCUUGAAGUGAUUUCAAAUUGACUUUAUCUGAAACAAUAUCUUAAACAAUUUUGGUUUUACAACUACUUAAACUUGUGAGGAUGAAUAGCACUGAGUGUUUUUGGCAGUGUGCUAAGCUUUUUUAUGAUUAUAACACUAUUUUAUUAGAAUACAGCUCAGCAUAAGGCACACAGUAACCUAGUUCCUCAAACAUUACUGAUAAUAAUCUUAAGUUACCAACACCAAAUGAUUGUUAUUCUUUAAAAACUAAAAAAAAAAAAUUUUAAUAGACAGAUGGUUUUGGUAUUAUUGAUGAAUCUAUGUAGUUAAGAUAUUUCUUCCUGUAGUUAAGUUAUAUGUACUUACCUGGAUGAAAAGUAAGACUGACUGAGAGUUUAUUGGAAUAGUUUUUUUUUGUAAAACCAAAAUAUACGUGUUUUAAUACAUGAUUGUUUUAAUAUAUAA